UGCCUGUUUCUCUGCCCUUGCUGUGACCUGGAGGGAGGGCUGUGUGGGAAGUUGGUGUGUGAGAUUAUAGAGAGGGCUGAUGAAGCUGUGGGCUCUGCAGAGCGUCUGGAGCCUGAGUAUAUGUAGAGAGACUGAUAAAUAGCCACGAGAAAGACAUCAAGUUUAAUUAAGCAUUACAAACUUGCAGUGGUUGCUGCAUCUGGAGGGCAGAAGAGAACCCAUCUAUUUCCUGCAAUUUCUCUGGAGUAGACUGUGGUUAAUUGGGGUUGAUGAGACAGUGGGAAGCUUUGGAACAGACCAUGGCAAACAGCUAUGUAACAGUCUCUGAUGCAUACUGUAUUGCAGAAUCAUUACCAUACUACGAUGUCCUGCCAGAACAUAUCAAUUAUCAACUGCCAGAUUCAGACUAUCAAGCAACAACAUGUUGUCAGUAUCCAAAUAUGCCAUAUUCCCCUAUGUUGCAAUCCCCAUCUUCACAAUGCCACUACAGUGCUUACAACUUGGAGCCAGCUUAUGGUGAUGGACAGUAUGUCUUAAGCACUUGUGAAUUGAGCAAAUCACCCAGUGCGGUGACCCAUACUGUAGAGGAUGUGUAUCCUGUUAUGAAGCGUCCCAGGCUAAACCACUCCACCAUCCGAAUGAAAGGGCAUGAAGAACUAUGUGUGGUGUGUGGAGAUAAGGCUUCUGGGUAUCAUUACAAUGCACUAACCUGUGAAGGAUGUAAAGGUUUCUUCAGACGUAGCAUAACCAAGAAUGCUGUGUAUAGGUGUAAAAAUGGUGGGCACUGCGAGAUGGACAUGUACAUGCGGAGGAAAUGUCAGGAGUGUCGGUUGAAAAAGUGCAAGGCUGUGGGAAUGCUUGCAGAAUGCUUGUUAACUGAAGUACAAUGCAAAUCAAAGAGGCUCCGAAAAAACUGUAAGCAAACCGGCUCCAUCUUUUGUAGUGUGAAAGUUGAAGAUGACGCAAGUGACAGUAGACAUGUGUCAUCCACUACAAAAUUAGCUAAGGUCACUCCUCGACUGGAACUCACACCUGAAGAAUGUAAGCUAAUUGAACAUAUAGUAGAUGCCCAUGAAAAUCAUGGAGUCCCACUAGAUGAUCACCGAUUGCUUCUGGAAGAAUCAGCAAACCCAGAAGAGAUCUUUUGUCACAUUUCAGAAGCAGCUGUCCUUUAUGUACAGGUCCUUGUAGAAUUUACAAAAAGAAUUCCAGGAUUUGAAAUGUUAGAUCAUGAGGAUCAGAUUGCUCUUCUUAAAGGUUCAACAGUUGAAGCUCUGUUUUUACGUACAGCACAGAUAUACAACCAGAGAGCAACAGGUUGUUCUUUACCAGUUAAUGAAGGUAUUGCAAGAUAUCCAAAUCACUCUGGAGAAUAUUGUCAUAUUCAGGAUUUUAAUAGAUGUCCUCUAUAUCCUAUAGAACAAACUUCUAGUCAAGAGGUUCGAGCAACCACUACAGAUAUCACAGAAGAAUUUAUUACUCCGCUUUUCAACUUUUACAGAAGCAUGGGAUCCCUCAAUGUGACCGAAACAGAAUAUGCCUUACUUUCAGCAGUAACAGUAUUUUUUUCAGAUCGUCCACUUUUGAAAAACAAGCAACAAGUAGAAAAACUGCAGGAACCCCUUUUAGGAAUUUUGCACAAAUAUUCAAAGAUUUAUCACCCAGAAGAUCCACAACAUUUUGCAAGACUUAUAGGGCGUCUGACUGAGCUCAGGACCUUAAAUCAUAAUCACUCUGAAGUCUUAGUAUCAUGGAAAACAAGAGACAAUAAACUUACUUCAUUGCUCUAUGGUGUAUGGGAUUUACAGUGAGUUGAGAAACUCCUGAACCUGUAAUGCAAAUUGUAAAGUUAACCUUAAAGUACCAUUGUCAAUCUGUGUUCAAAUAACAUUAUUCUUUUAUUCAAAUGCUGUAAAUUAUAUUAUGUUCUCUGGAGCAUAUACUGAUUAUAACUCCUGCAUCACAUAUUGAUUAUAACUCAUUUUUCAUUAGAAAACAAACAGUUUGAAUGAAUAACAUUUUCUUAUAUUAUGAUUUAGUAAAAAAAUGCCAAAAAUACAUAACUUACUGGGAUUUACAUAUGAUAACACAUCAAUUAUUUGGCCUUCUGUUUUUAAAUAAUCUUGUAUGUUGUCUUCUGCACUAAACAAACAAACAAAACAUAAUUUGUUGGUGUUUCCAUUGAACCCACUCUCCACUCUUAAGUUGCACUGUUGGAACAGAAUAUUCUGAUCUCAUGGGAUUUUUUUCAUAUUUUAGCUACCUGUGUUCCAUUACUAAAUGAGUUUGUUAAACUUUGGCAAAGGUUAUGUUUAACAAUUUAGGGUUAGAUUACGAGUGGAGCGCUAACAGUUACGCUCAAGUGAAAAGGUGUAUUUUUGCUUGUAUUAAAAGUUUGAAGUAAACACAAUCUCUUGAGUGCAAUUUAAGUUAACAUGGGUCAGAUAGCCAAACCAAUGCAAUAGUCCAAUUCCCAAUGCAGGGAAAGAAACGUACCCCUUAAUAGUAGCACCGGUAAAACACUUCUAGCUAAAGUUAGAGACAAGGUGGAAAUAAUGCUUAUUUAUCCCACACUUACCCCCUUCUUCACGGCUCCUGGUCCUGGGUGAUGCCUGUGCCUCAAAGCAGCCGUGAGUAUAUUCCAACUUCAGGCGGACAUCGAUCAGUUUGCUGCGCUCAGAGCCUCCACGCUCAAUGAUCCUCUCCGUUUGUCGCCACCUCAGUGACUCAACCGGCUCACAGGUCUGACGUCACCUACCGGUGCCGUCUUGCGGGGGUAAGUGUUAUCUGGUUAUACCUCUUCAACCAAGGGUCCUUGCUCCUCCACCUCGUAGGGUUAAUUCGUAGCUUGAACUUGGUCACUGCUUCUAAGGUAAAUGCUGACUCCUAAGCAACGGCUUACUUGCAAGUAGAAAAAAGGAAAGCUGGAGUCGCAGAAAUUGUGUCAAACAAAGUGAUAGCUUUUAUUCAUCCAUAAAAACAGGAUAACAAAGUGUACUGCCCUUCAGAUAAUACAAGCUUACACGUUUCGGCUGUAUGCCAUAGUCAUAGCUCGCUGACUACGGCAUACAGUGCGGAUCAGGUCCGCAAGACCUCGCUGAAUGCGGAGAGCAAUACGCUCUCCGUAUUCAGCAUUGCACCAGCAGCUCACAAAAGCUGCUGGUGCAACGCCGCCCCCUGCAGACUCACGACCAAUGGGCCGCCAGCAGGGAAGUGUCAAUCAACCCGAUCAUACUCGAUCGGGUUGAAUUCCGGCGAUUCCUGUCUGCCUCAUCAGAGCAGGUGGACAGGGUUAUGGAGCAGCAGUCUUUAGACCGCUGCUUCAUAACUGCUGUUUCUGGCGAGUCUGAAGAGCUUGAUAAAUGGGCCCCACUGUGUGUGUGUGUGUGUGUGUGUUUAUAUAUAUAUAUACAGUAUAUAUAUAUAUAUAUAUAUAUAUAAAUUGUUCAAAAAUGCCAUCAGAUAUAUGUAGAAAUAUAUAUUUAAGAAUACAUAGAACACAUUAUUCUAUGUGAAAAACAUUUAAAUGUGAAUUAUUUAUAUUUUCAUGUCGGGUUAGCACACUUGAGUAGAGUGUUAUUUGUGCUCCUUCAACUCCUAUGGGGGAAUAGGUUAUUGCACGUGUGAUAUUGUAACUUUGGCUUUUUACUCUUGUCGGGUUAGCACGUGAGAGAAAACAGUUUACUUUCAACUUGUAAUAUGAGCGCAACCCGACACAUGCACAAAAAUUACUUCUUUCGCUGUUAACACCCAAGCGGGAGUGUUAAAUAACGCUCCACUUAUAAUCUGGCCCUUAAUGAGAAAUCAAAGGCCAAGAUAAACAAUUAGAGAAAUUCCAAUCACUCAAAUUUAAAUGUUAUCAAAUUAGCCUACUUUAUAACACUACAUGAGUGGCCAUUUAAUUAAAAUUUUAAAGGUAAAGGACAUGAAACCCACAUAGAGCAUACAGUUUAAACAACUUUCCAAGCUACUUCUAUUAUCAGCUUUGCUUCAUUCACUUGGUAUCCUUUGUUAAAGGAGCAGCAAUGCACCAGAGGGAGGUAACCAAACACAUCAUGUGAGCCAAUUGCAAGAGGCAUUUAUGUACAGACAUCAAACAACAACUAGAUCUCAGUAGAGCAUUGCUGCUACCGAGUCUACCUAAGCAAAAUAGAAAAUGGAAGUAAAUUGGAAAGUUGUUUAAAAUUGCAUGCUCUAUUUGAAUCACACAAAAACAUUAAUUUGAUUUUACUGUCCCUUUAAGUGAUUGUUUUUCACAUAGAUUCCCUCUAUAAUAAAUUGUUCAUGCCUUACUUUUAUUUAAUUGCACAUUUUCAAGAGAAGAGAAAUACCCACUGUGAGAUCAUUGCAUAAACAUUCAAAAUUCACAGAGGAAGCCACUGAUAUAUUUGAAAGAAACUAAACAACAUGAUAUUGUAAAACUAUGCAAAUAAGAUGUAAUUAAAUAAAAAUGUACCCUUUUUAUUCUUU
Molecule: messenger RNA, 4470 nt
Organism: Bombina bombina (fire-bellied toad)
Lineage: Eukaryota; Metazoa; Chordata; Amphibia; Anura; Bombinatoridae
Product: bile acid receptor
Exons: 11
Coding region: 270-1811 (513 amino acids)
Biological process (GO): bile acid signaling pathway; lipid metabolic process; positive regulation of transcription by RNA polymerase II
Molecular function (GO): RNA polymerase II cis-regulatory region sequence-specific DNA binding; nuclear receptor activity; zinc ion binding
Source: RefSeq, a predicted model, not a curated record